GGAGAGCUUUAUCAACAAAACGGACGAUUGUGUUGUCACUACGAUAGCCGUGCUCACUAACGUCCAUAGUGCUGAUGGGGCACCCUCAAACGGCUAGGUGUGUGGCUUAGCAACAUUGCAUGACGCACGAGUCGCCAAUGACGACUGCAGCCUCGAAGACGUUCCUGCAUGUCUUGACGAAUUCCGUAUCAUGAAACGUUGACAGUUGUAAGGUCGAUAACAUCAUCGGAUAAACGAGGCUGUAACUCCUCCUGGGCAGCUCUAGGGACCUUUGCUCUCCUCUUACCCGCGCAGUCGGCGACCACGAUCGUUUUAGAAAGAGACAGCAGCCCUUCCAGAGAAAAGCUGCAACACGCAACACGCAACACAUGAUGAAGCGAUCAGUAUCGCGACGCAAGCGAGUAGCAAACGAGCAUCUCAUUGUUGGAGGCUAUCAAGACAACGCCAAACUGUCCAAACCGCCAAAAGUGCAUGAAAAACCCCGAAAUCGGCUUCAAAAGCGGGUCGCUCCAAUGGAUGCACUGCUCACCCCGUACCUUGCUCGUCUUGGCUUCACAGCGCCUUCCACAAACCUCUUCGUUCUUGAGUUCGAAGAGUACCCUUACAACACUCUCCCAAGCAAAUUUGUAGGCGUCUACUCAACAGUCGACUCCGUGACAACUGGCGCCAUUGAGCAUGGCGCAUACACAUUCUCAAGAGAAGGGCUCCUCGAUGGCAGCGAGUAUCUGAGCGCCACAGGGCGUAUCAGGAUCCACACACGGUCGGUACAGCAGUCUGGCGCCGAGGUGGCGAUAUCCACACGCAGCCACAGUUUUGACGGGACGCCGGCAAGGCAGACCGAGAUCGUCAGAUCAGAUAUCCCCCAUCCUAGCUCGCGGUUCCACACCUUGCGAGAAGUGAGCAGGCCUACAGAAACCGUCUAUCUGGCGGUCAGACAGGGACCGACUGCGGCGCAUUGCUUGGGCGCGUUUGCAAGACCGAGUCUGGCAUGGGGUGCGUGUCUGAAGAACAAAGCGAGCUGCGCGUUGGAAGGGGUGUUGAGUGAGGAGAGUAGAACCGUCGAUGCAGAGGGGAUGCCGCGAGCGACUGCUAGGCUGCAUGGGCGCGGGCAGCAUGCGUGGUUCGUGGACGCAAAAGAGGUGGAU
Molecule: messenger RNA, 1145 nt
Organism: Boeremia exigua
Lineage: Eukaryota; Fungi; Ascomycota; Dothideomycetes; Pleosporales; Didymellaceae
Exons: 2
Source: RefSeq, a predicted model, not a curated record